This is a messenger RNA of Cebus imitator (Panamanian white-faced capuchin), 1682 nucleotides long. It is a transcript of the gene CPN1, whose product is annotated as carboxypeptidase N subunit 1. NCBI's taxonomy places the organism in Eukaryota, Metazoa, Chordata, Mammalia, Primates, Cebidae. The record is from RefSeq and is a predicted model, not a curated record. Bases 278 to 1561 code for a protein of 427 amino acids. The transcript has 9 exons. Gene Ontology annotation, biological process: proteolysis. Gene Ontology annotation, molecular function: metallocarboxypeptidase activity; zinc ion binding.
CAGUGAAACUACCCAUCUAGGCAAGUGCAAAAAACCUUUCAAAAGGCUUUUCUGGAUGUCGGAAGGGAAGGGAGUGAGGGAGAAGAGAUGAGAGGCUACUCGAGAGCGACGUAAAGAAUUUCCAGCCUUGGACGGACAGUUGGGAACGACUUCCAGGGGCUGGCGUUUACAGGCGAGGCGGGAAGCUCCGCAGACCUUGGAUUUUGGCGGGUGAAGAGGCCAAGUUGUUGCAGGAGGUGGGGCGCGUCUCAGUGGCUCUCUGAAAAAGCCCAGCAAGAUGUCAGACCUGCUCUCAGUCUUUCUCCACCUCCUCCUUCUAUGUAAGCUGGUUGCCCCGGUGACGUUCCGCCACCACCGCUAUGAUGAUCUUGUUCGGACACUGUACAAGGUGCAAAACGAAUGCCCCAGCGUCACGCGGGUCUACAGCAUUGGGCGCAGCGUGGAGGGGAGACACCUCUACGUGCUGGAGUUCAGCGACCACCCUGGAAUCCACGAGCCCUUGGAGCCGGAGGUCAAGUAUGUGGCAAACAUGCACGGCAACGAAGCGCUGGGCCGCGAGCUGAUGCUGCAGCUGUCGGAGUUCCUGUGCGAGGAGUUCCGGAACAGGAACCAGCGCAUCGUCCGGCUCAUCCAGGACACGCGCAUUCACAUCCUGCCGUCCAUGAACCCCGACGGCUAUGAGGUGGCUGCCGCUCAGGGUCCAAACAAGCUUGGGUAUCUAGUUGGCAGGAACAAUGCAAAUGGAGUGGAUCUGAACCGCAACUUCCCUGAUCUCAAUACCUAUAUCUACUACAAUGAAAAAUCCGGAGGCCCCAACCACCACCUGCCCCUUCCAGACAACUGGAAAAGUCAGGUAGGAGAUGAAAUUUGCAAACAAAGCAGCAUAGAUCCCUCCAUGAAGCACACACUCACUAAAUGUUUGAUGUUAGUGGUGAUUGUGCUGGCCAAGGUCUACUCCUAUGCACACGGAUGGAUGUACCAAGGUUGGAACUGCGGGGAUUACUUCCCAGAUGGCAUCGUCAAUGGAGCUUCCUGGUAUUCUCUCAGCAAGGGAAUGCAAGACUUUAAUUAUCUCCGUACCAACUGCUUUGACAUAACACUGGAACUGAGUUGCAACAAGUUUCCCCCCCAAGAGGAGUUACAGCGGGAGUGGCUGGGUAAUCGGGAAGCCCUAAUCCAGUUCCUGGAAGAGGUUCACCAGGGCAUCAAGGGAAUGGUGCUUGAUGAGAAUUAUAAUAACCUUGCUAAUGCUGUCAUUUCUGUCAGUGGGAUUAACCAUGAUGUCACUUCAGGUGACCAAGGUGAUUACUUCCGGCUGCUGCUUCCAGGUACCUACACUGUCACUGCCAAAGCACCUGGGUUUGACCCACAGACAGAGACUGUGACCGUGGGUCCUGCGGAACCAACAUUGGUUAACUUCUACCUCAAAAGAAGCAUCCCUCAAGUGAGCUCUGUGGGGAGAGCUCCCAGCAGAUCGCAUGGAGUUGGAGCCAAAGUGCAGCCCCAGGCAGCCAGAAAGAAAGAAAUGGAGAUGAGGCAGCUCCAGAGAGGCCCUGCCUGAGACCCAGAGUGCCAGGAAACCCUUCAGAAAGGCUUUGCUCCUGCUCUUAGGUCACAUGAAGCAUUCUUCCUAUUUUAUUAUCUGGGACAUAUUUAAAUACAAACAUAUUCAGAGCAAUUCA